This is a messenger RNA of Daucus carota subsp. sativus, 1729 nucleotides long. RefSeq lists its product as uncharacterized. NCBI's taxonomy places the organism in Eukaryota, Viridiplantae, Streptophyta, Magnoliopsida, Apiales, Apiaceae. Gene Ontology annotation, cellular component: vacuole. The transcript has a single exon. The record is from RefSeq and is a predicted model, not a curated record. The coding region runs from base 65 to 1432 and encodes 455 amino acids.
AGAAAAAAAAUAAGAAAAAUUCUCAUAUUUGAUUUGAGAAAACAUUCAAACCUUCCAAUAUAUAAUGACAAGUAAUCGCACCCCAAAUCACAGAAAGAACUUAAACACUUGUUCGCCAAGAACACUCUCUGCAUUUACCAUGACUUCGAAUAUAACUUUAUUCCUAACUGCAGCCUUCCUCUUUUUAUCUUCCUCUGCUUCUUCUCUUCCUCCUUCCAGACUCCUCCUUGGCCGCCAACUCAACAAACUUCCUCAUCCUGUUGUUAUCUUGAUUUCCUGUGAUGGCUUUCGAUUUGGGUUCCAACACAAAACACCAACUCCAAAUAUCAAACGUUUAAUUAGUCAAGGGACAGAAGCCGAAACAGGCCUAAUUCCUGUUUUCCCAACACUAACAUUUCCAAAUCAUUACUCAAUUAUCACUGGCUUGUAUCCAGCUUAUCAUGGAAUUGUUGGUAAUUCUUUUAUUGAUCCAAAAACUGGUGACUCUUUCGAUCAGCAAAAUUUUGACUCGAAGUGGUGGCUUGGGGAGCCUUUGUGGGAAACUGUAGUGAAUCAAGGCCUCAAUGCUGCUACAUUUUUCUGGCCUGGCUCUGAGGUGAAUAGAAGUUCUUGGACUUGCCCGUCAAAAUAUUGUAGACAGUUUAAUAAAUCUGUACUGUUUGAGGAGCGAGUUGAUACAAUCUUGAGUUAUCUUGAUUUGCCAACUAGUGAUAUUCCAUCUUUCAUGACAUUGUAUUUAGACGAUCCAGAUGCUCAGGGUCACAAGGUUGGCCCUGAUCAUCCUCAAAUUACUGAAGCUGUUGCUAACAUUGAUAGGCUGGUAGGAAGAAUGAUUAGCGGUUUGGAGAAACGAGGGAUUUUUGAAGAUGUUCAUGUGAUCCUGGUUGGUGACCACGGAAUGGUUGGUACAUGUGAUCAAAGGCUAAUCUUUUUGAAAGAAUUAGCUCCAUGGAUUGACAUUCCAGAGAACUGGAUUGAGAGAUACACUCCAUUACUUUCUAUUCGCCCACCACCUAAUGUCUUAGCGGAUGAUGUUGUUGCCAAGAUCAACAAGGGAUUAAACUCUGGGAAAGUUGGUAAUGGCAAGUAUUUGAAAGUGUAUCUUAAAGAGAACCUGCCUAGUCGGCUGCAUUACUCAGAUAGUGAUCGGAUCACCCCCAUUGUUGGAUUAGCUGAUGAAGGAUUUAAAGUGGAGAUGAACAUAUCAGUAGCUAGACAAUGUGCAGGAGCACACGGGUAUGACAAUGCAUUUUUCUCAAUGAGGUCCAUAUUCAUCGGCCAUGGUCCUAGGUUUGCUAAGGGAGUAAAAGUGCCUUCUUUUGAAAAUAUCCAGAUUUACAAUUUGGUUACAUCGAUCCUCAAUAUAAAGGGUGCUCGCAAUAAUGGUACGUCAUCUUUUCCUAAGAAGGUUCUUUUGCCUCGCCACAACUAAAAACCUGUAAAUUGAGGAUUUAUGUAGCAGUGGCAGCUACAACUGGAGUUUGAAGUUACUGGAUUAUAAUUGCUGACAUACUAAAACUGUGAAAUUGCUUUAAUGUACUUUAUUAGGUCAGUAAUAACUUGGUUUUUCUUGUACUGGUGCUUCAAAUUUUUUUUUCCCAAUAAGAUGUGUAUUGUUUAUCAGACUUCUGUAUACAGUAUCCUACUGGCCAAAGGCCUCGUACACAAUCAUAUGUGUAGUACUGAAAAGGCGUAAAUAAUUAUUUCAUUGUAAAUUGAUAUGAUUUCU